Molecule: messenger RNA, 1192 nt
Organism: Spathaspora passalidarum NRRL Y-27907
Lineage: Eukaryota; Fungi; Ascomycota; Pichiomycetes; Serinales; Debaryomycetaceae
Gene: GLO1
Product: lactoylglutathione lyase
Exons: 1
Coding region: 31-1005 (324 amino acids)
Molecular function (GO): lactoylglutathione lyase activity; metal ion binding
Source: RefSeq, a predicted model, not a curated record
ACCACCCAACUCAAGCCAUUAACUGCCAAAAUGCCUUCAAUUGACAAUUCUUUCCUUAUGAACCAUACUUGUCUCCGUAUCAAGGACCCAAAGGUUACAAUUCCGUUUUAUACUGAAGGCUUGGGAUUCAAAUUGAUCAAAACUUUCCCAUUUGAAACAUUCACGUUAUACAUGUUGAAUUAUGAAAAUGAAUCAAACAAAGACUUAAACUGGUCUGCCAGAGAAGGUGUCUUGGAAUUGUGUCAUAAUCAUGGAGUUGAAAAUGACCCCGAUUACAAACUCAAUCACGGUAAUGGUACUGAAUUUAGAGGAUUUGGUCAUAUUUGUGUUACUGUAGACAACAUUGAAGUUGUUCAAGAAAAAUUAUUGGCCAAGGGAGUCAAGUUCCAAAAGAAAUUGUCUGAUGGUAGACAAAAGAAUAUUGCAUUUGCCUUGGAUCCAAAUGGAUACUGGAUUGAAUUGGUUGAAAAUGGUAUCAACAAAGUUGAAGCCAAGACAGAUAGUGCCAAUUAUAGAUUCAACCAUUCCAUGAUUAGAGUCAAAGAUCCAAAGAAGUCGUUGGAUUUCUACAAGAACGUUUUGGGAUUCAAGAUUAUUUCUAAAAAGGACUUUCCAGAAGCCAAGUUCACCCUUUACUUCUUGGGUUAUGACCACGAUCCAGAAUUCAAAGAAGAUUCUCAACAAGGUAAUGAACAAAUGAAGAGACUGUCACUUAUUGAAUUGACCCACAAUUGGGGAACCGAAUCCGACCCAGAUUUCAAAGGUUACCACAAUGGUAAUAGUACUGAAAAUGGAGCAAUUCAAGGAUAUGGUCAUACUUGUGUUAGUUGCAAAGAUCCUGCUAAAUUCUGCGCGGAAAUUGAACAAGAACUCGGUGAUAAGGCUGAUUGGUCUUUGAAAUGGGAUCAAGGUAACAUUAAAAAGAUUGCCUUUAUCAGAGAUCCAGAUGGAUAUUCUGUCGAGAUUUUAGGUCACGAUUUAUUCGCUAAUCAACCAAAUCUUUAAGUACUAUCGUAUGUACAUAUGUACCUAGACUAAAAAAUAAUUAGUCAUCAUUGCCACGGACAAACCCCAUAGGGGGAAAUCUCUGUUGCCUCUCUUUUUUUUCCCCCUUGCGAGCAAUAGUGUGUGGAUUACAAACACAAUAUAAAUAGAUUUCUCUUUUCUCUUGUUUUCAAUUGCGUUAAACUUG